Messenger RNA from Varanus komodoensis (Komodo dragon), 893 nucleotides. RefSeq names its product histone H4. The record is from RefSeq and is a predicted model, not a curated record. NCBI's taxonomy places the organism in Eukaryota, Metazoa, Chordata, Lepidosauria, Squamata, Varanidae. Gene Ontology annotation, molecular function: DNA binding; structural constituent of chromatin; protein heterodimerization activity. Gene Ontology annotation, biological process: nucleosome assembly. Bases 303 to 614 code for a protein of 103 amino acids. Gene Ontology annotation, cellular component: nucleosome. The transcript has a single exon.
UCACCGGUUAUAUACUCCUUUUUACCCUGAGUUUUUCAAAACUCUCAUUUUAUAGUGUUUUCAAAAUAAUUGGCGGGGACUAGUAUUCGGUUCUGAUUCGAUAGUUUAAAACGCACGAAUGCUGAUUGGUAGGGAGCUCGACCUAUGACGUUACAGAGGGCGGUACUCAAGUUAAAAAAAAAGAAUUUUGCCUCCCAGUUUUCUCUGUGGUCGGGGAUGACUGUAUAAAAAGGGCUGUCGGACGCUGCUACUUGCUCAUUUGAUCUGCGUGCUUCUAGCUGUUCACUUGUCGCUGUGGAGCCAUGUCUGGUCGCGGGAAAGGCGGGAAGGGCCUGGGCAAAGGAGGCGCCAAGAGGCACCGCAAGGUGCUGCGCGACAACAUCCAGGGCAUCACCAAGCCCGCCAUCCGCCGCCUGGCGCGCCGCGGCGGCGUGAAGCGCAUCUCAGGGCUGAUCUACGAGGAGACGCGCGGCGUGCUCAAGGUCUUCCUGGAGAACGUGAUCCGCGACGCCGUGACCUACACCGAGCACGCCAAGCGCAAGACCGUCACCGCCAUGGACGUGGUGUACGCGCUCAAGCGCCAGGGCCGCACUCUCUACGGCUUCGGCGGUUAAUUUUCAGACCCCCCGGUAGCAGAACGACUCAAAAGGCCCUUUUAAGGGCCGCACACUUUUGCCUGGAAAAAGCUGUCUUUUCACUUGUGGAUGAUGAGCGUAUCGGCGCAGUGCCAGCCGGCCAGCGCGAGAACUGCUUCGGCGUGUAAACGGUUUGGAUAUUAGGUGGGUUGGGAUUAUUUAUGAUAAGGGGAUCGACACAUUUAAAUCUAAAAUGAAGGAUUGCUUUGUCUUUGGGAUCCGGAGACAGCAAAUGCAUAAAGAUACUGGCUAAGUUCA